AUACUCCAUCAGUUUCAAAAUAAAUUUGCUGAUAAUUAUUCGGAAGCAGAUAAUGUGGUGUGUUGCACAUUCCUAAUCCUAGCAAUUAUUAUAUUCUGAAAACAUGAGGACAGUCACAAGUGAGCCGAGACUUGCCGCAGUUUUUUCAAACCGCCACCACUUGCCGGGAAAUGGAGCAAUUAAACUUCACAACUACAUUCACGCAACUCCAACACUCCGGCGCGGCGGUUUGACUACCGGUGCAAGUCGUCCAAAACCUCCGAUUCCAAUUUCUAACAACUUUGACAGCAGGGACUCAUUGGGACAAAUAUGGCUAACAUGUUAUUGUUUCUCGUGGAAAUGGUUUUCAAGACUUGUUUCGUUUUACAUGUUAGUAUCUCUUAAUCUGGUUGCUGUGGCUUCGGACUAUCCAAUUUCCUCUACUUAUGCCUGUGAGGACAUUACCAAUUACUAUUCCCCUGUGAAUCAUUUGAGUUUAAAAGGUGAAGCACUCAAGAGAAAAUUGAAUACCAUCAUUGCUCCACACAAUUCCUUGUCCUACCAAGAGGUGUGGAAUGCUCUCAAGGUUCUUGAUGCUGCUGAUAUUGAUAAUCCAGAAGCUUCAUCCAGAAUAGUCGAAAUAUACUCUCUGAGAGUUGUUCCGAAAUGGUUAUCAGGAAAACAACAGGGAUGGAAUAGUGAGUCAUCUGGGGAGCAUCUUUGGCCUCGUUCAUAUGGGUUGUCCAGUGUUCCAUCCUUGACUGAUUUACACAACAUUCGUCCUGCUGAUGUUAAUGUGAAUUCAUCAAGGGGAAACAAGUACUAUGGAGAAUGCAUAACUAGCUCAACCAAAUGUUUGAGGCCAGCCAACAAAGAAGCUGCUUUGGACACUGAAGCAGACAAGAGGAGGUGGGCACCACCUAAGCAGGUUAGAGGAGAUAUUGCAAGGGCAUUAAUGUACAUGGCAGUCUGUUAUGGGUUUCAACAACCAGGGGGAAGUCCAGGUCUUCGCCUUUCAGACACUCCAAAUGUUGAAAACAGAGAGAUGGGACUGCUUUCCACAUUAUUAGAUUGGAAUGAAGUUGAUCCACCUUCGAGGGAGGAGAAACUGAGAAAUGAAAGAAUAUGCAAAUUUUAUCAGCAUAAUCGGAAUCCUUUUGUCGAUCAUCCAGAGUAUGUGAAUCUUAUAUGGAAGAAAGUUGUUUCAAGACGUGCUCUUGGUAAUAAUAAUGAUGAUGGUGAUAACAAUGUCUCCAACAAAGGAAAAAAAUUAGGACCAUUGUCUCAAUUACCUCACUCGUAAUAUUGUUUGCCGCUUUCCAUUACAUUUUUUGAAUGGAUUAAAAACUAAUUAAAACUUUUAUAUUUUUAUCAUUGAUGAAGUUACUUAGUUCUCACUUUAUGUUUUCUCUUAUUAUUCA
This is a messenger RNA of Cicer arietinum (chickpea), 1400 nucleotides long. RefSeq lists its product as uncharacterized. Gene Ontology annotation, molecular function: nuclease activity. NCBI's taxonomy places the organism in Eukaryota, Viridiplantae, Streptophyta, Magnoliopsida, Fabales, Fabaceae. The record is from RefSeq and is a predicted model, not a curated record.